CUGAACGCCACCGAUCAUCACUGGUCUUCAGCCUUUUGUGGCUUUCAGAAAAAGCGUGUUUGGCCUGGCGGGGGGUGUGUGCACAUGCACAUGCACACGCACAUGCACGUUCACAAUCACCUUAUAUAGAGCUGAAACAGAGCUCAUCCCCACAGUUCCUCUGCCAUCAUGGAUCUAAAGGUCGUCUUCCUGGUCGUCUCCCUGGUGACUUUGUCCAUCAUCUCCACUGACGCUUUAAUCCCAAAAUGCUGCAUCAAAACAAGAAAUAUUCCAUAUUCCAGGCUGCUGAAGGUUUAUCGAUGGGAGGUCCAGAGCAGCAGUGGACCAUGUGACAUUGAUGCUCUUGUAUUGUACAUAAAGGACCAGCGAAAACCAUCAUGUGUUCACCCAAUAUAUGAAAAGCGGCUGCAGAAGGUGAUGAUCUGGAGAGAAGAGCGCAAACAUAGGAAGUACUGAGCUGUGCAACAAAUACUUUACUUUGCUUGACCAUGAUGUUUCUUAUUUUUAAGAGUUUGGCUUUUACAAGCUCUUUCACUUGUCCUGUUGAUUAAAAUAUUCAGGUUAGUUCAACUCUAUGAGUGAUGGAAAUAAUAUAUAUUUUCUGGAUUUAGGUACUUAAGUAUAUAUAAAUAUAUAGUAGUAUAUGGAGUAUAUUUUGGAACUGCAGUGUAUUUACAUGUUAUAUUACUGAAUCCCUCACAUCUCUCUGAUUGCUUCCUAAGAUAGAAAUGUAAAAUUAUCUGAACACCAGGCUCUAUAAUCAUUAACAUGGUCGACAUGGAGCUGAUAAAACCAUCAGCUCUUAUUCAACGUUAAAUAUUUCUUGUAUAUUAACAGCCAGUACUGACCAUUUUUAGAUGAGCAUUGUGUAUAAAGAAGAAUGUUGUAAUUUUGAGAGUAGUGAGGUUAGUUAUGGCAGCAUAUGUCUGAAAAUUGUCAAAAUCUGUCAAUGUCUUUUUUCACAUCUGCCUUUUCUCCUGUUAAAACCUUCAAAUCAUAUUUCUUAAUACACUUUAUCUAUUUAGAGCAGAGAUCAGAUAAACAGAUGUUCUGUGCAUUUAUAGUGUAGAAUAUUACUGUCUCUGCUUGAAGAAAUGUGCUUUGAAACUGUUGCUUAUUUGUUCUGUGACAUGUGUCUGCAAAUCAGUAACAGUUUUUUAACUAUAACUGUAUAUUUAAAUCUUAUUAUGGUAGCUUAUCAGAUGCUAUUAUAUCCUAUUGUUUUAAAUUGUAGUUUAUAUUUUUGCAAUAAAUCAUAAUACAUCAUAA
Molecule: messenger RNA, 1269 nt
Organism: Poeciliopsis prolifica (blackstripe livebearer)
Lineage: Eukaryota; Metazoa; Chordata; Actinopteri; Cyprinodontiformes; Poeciliidae
Gene: ccl27b
Product: chemokine (C-C motif) ligand 27b
Exons: 3
Coding region: 169-456 (95 amino acids)
Biological process (GO): immune response
Cellular component (GO): extracellular region
Molecular function (GO): chemokine activity
Source: RefSeq, a predicted model, not a curated record